AAAGUUUAUGAUGGGCUAUCAUGUUUAAAGUGCACACUAGGUCUGAUAUGCAGAAAUGUUGUCCGUAACUAUGGUCUGACAUCAUAAUAACCUAACUAGGCCUAAUUACAAUGGAAACCGUUAUAAACUGUUUCCCAAAUAGAAGAUUUGAGUAGGGUAACAUAUUUAGUUGCAAGGUUAAUAGGCUUAGGCUAAAAACAAGAGCAAAGUGCAGAAUUGCAGUGCGGAGUCAUGAGGUUUACUAUAGGCCAGGCCUAUUCAUAGAAAUUGACCUAAUAAAUGGGUUCGACUGAUCGGACAAAGAGCAUCUGUGAGACCAACGUUUAAGACUCUAACUACCAGAAUGCAUCAGAACAAAACAAAUUCUUUCCAAUCCUCCCUCCCCCUUAGUUUGGGGUAGAGAUUGCCUAAAAAAGCACUUAUCUGGAAUCAGUUUAGACCCCCCCCAAUCCUAACCCAAACCUUUACUGGUUCAUAUCCAAAUCUGAAUCUAGAUCAGUGUCUAGCGGGAGACUUCAUCCGAUUCCCCCUCCCCUCGCUUUUCGCUGACGGCUGUGUGCUGUGCGCUGCAGGGGGCGGGAGGCAAGGAGAGCGAAGCGGCAGAAGGCUCAUUGUGUGUCGGCUAAAAAAGGGGGGUCGUUGCGGGGGGAGAAUGCGUGCGUGGAGGCUGAACUCUCGCUUUUGUGGCUUGUGGAGGAGGGGGGCGGAUUAAGUAGCCUGCUCGCUCAUACACACACCACGAUCGCCCGGUUCGUUUAUCAGCAUCAUCAUGCCCGUUACCGAGGAUACAACGUGAACUGGGGUGGGAUGCAGACCUAGCGCGAGACGGGCAGUGGGACGUCGGUCUCGGCUGGAUUCGGUAAAUGGUGCUUGAAACGUGCGGUCGGCGGCGAUGAGAAGAAAGGAGGACAAAAGAUGAACGGAUGGAGGAUAGACAUGGCCCCCCGGUAGACACGCGCCUUCGGUAUACCGCAUCUCUCUGAUCUUGCGCCGCCGUGCGAGUCUGUCUGUUGGUCGGUCUGACUGUCUCACCGGGGAAAAAACGAACAGUAAUCCCGAAUCACAGGAGGCGCUGCCUUUGGGCUAUCUGACUAACUGGGAGACUAUUGUCUGUGUGUGUUUGUGUGUGUGAUUUUACGUUAGGGGUGUGAUUGUGUGUGAGGGUGUGCUUGUGUGUAUGUGCUUGCGUGUUCGUUUGAUUUGAUGGAGAGGGGUGUGUGAGGGUGAGUGAGUUGCUGGUGCAGGGGUGUGUGUGUGUGAGUUAAAGGUGCUGUGUGAGUGUGUGUGAACCAUGGGGAACGCAGAGAGCAUGGAGUCCCAGCUAGCGGUGAUCAGGGCCAGGGCUGCACCGGUCAAGCUGCCCAUGCCGGACCCUACCGAGCUGGAGGAGAGGUUCUCCAUUGCCCUGAACUCGAUGAACCUGCCUCCUGAUAAGGUGCGUCUGCUGCGUUGCUACGACAACGAGAAGAAGUGGGAGCUGAUAUGUGAUCAGGAGCGUUUCCAGGUGAAGAACCCCCCUCACACUUACAUCCAGAAGCUGAGAGGAUUCCUUGACCCUGCGGUCACACGCAAGAAAUUCCGUCGGAGAGUCCAGGAGUCGACUCAGGUACUCAGAGAACUGGAGAUCUCGCUCAGGACCAAUCACAUUGGGUGGGUGAGGGAGUUUCUCAACGAGGAAAACCAGGGCCUGGACGUCCUAGUAGAGUACCUGUCUUUUGCUCAAUACGCAGUCACGUUUGAUGGCGAGUUAUCUGAGACUAGUACUGAAGAUAGAUCUGUUGAUUCACCCUGGAGUCGUUCGAUAGAAGAUCUCCAUGGCGACAGCAACCUGCCCUCCCCCUCAAGUGGCAACAACACAGCGCGCUCCGCACGCCACUCCAUCGGUUCGGCAUUGGUGUCCAGGUCCAACACACUGCCAAGUAGGAAGACGCUGAAGAACUCCCGUCUGGUGUGUAAGAAGGACGACGUGCAUGUGUGUGUGAUGUGUCUCCGGGCCAUCAUGAACUACCAGUAUGGCUUUAACAUGGUGAUGUCCCACCCCCAUGCCGUCAAUGAGAUUGCUCUGAGUCUCAACAACAAAAACCCAAGGACUAAGGCUUUGGUAUUGGAGCUGUUGGCUGCCGUGUGUUUGGUCCGAGGAGGUCAUGAGAUCAUCCUGUCUGCUUUUGACAACUUUAAAACGGUGUGCUCAGAGACCCUGCGGUUUGAGAAGCUGAUGGAGCACUUUAAGAAUGAGGAUGACAACAUUGACUUCAUGGUGGCCUGCAUGCAGUUCAUAAACAUAGUGGUUCACUCAGUCGAGGACAUGAACUUCCGAGUUCAUCUUCAGUAUGACUUCACCAAACUCAAUCUGGACGAGUACCUUGAGAGGUUAAAACACACAGAGAGUGACCGUUUGCAAGUGCAGAUUCAGGCCUAUCUGGACAAUGUCUUUGACGUGGGGACACUGCUGGAGGACGCCGAGACCAAGACCGCAGCAUUGGAGCGGGUCGAGGAGCUGGAGGAGAACAUGUCACAUAUGACAGAGAGGCUGCUGGACACAGAGAACGAGGCCAUGGCCAAGAUUGUAGAGCUGGAGAAACAGCUGAUGCAGACCAACAAGGAGCUGGACACCAUACGGGAUGUGUACGCAAGUGCUAACAACCAGGUGCAUACCCUGCGGAGGAUUGUGCGCGAGAAGGACCAGACGAUUCGCAGGCAGAGCCGACUGGAGCGCCAGGCCCAGGAGGGCGUGGGGGGUGUCUUGAUGGCACAAGGAGGUGGCCCCUUACACCCUGCGAGGGGCGAGGGUGAUGGAGGUGUCGGGGACUCGUCCUCGCCCUCGCCGAUCCUCGGAAUGACGCUGUCGCCCAGUCCGGAGACAGUGGGCUACGGUGGACUGCCAGGGGCGGGGCUAGGGAUGAUGCCAGUCCCUCCUCCGCCCCCACCACCUCCACCGAUGCCGGGCACCAGCGAGUUGUUAAACGGAUCCUACCCGGCCCCUCCCCCCCCCCACUCCUCCUCCGCCGCCCCACCCCCUCCUCCCCCCUUACGUUCCAUGGAGUCCUCUGGCCCUCUUCCUCCCCCGCCUCCCCCGUGUGCUCCCCCACUCCCCGGCUGUGGCGGAUCACCCACGGUUAUCUUUAACUCCGGGCUAGCAGAGGGCUCACUCAAGCUGUUCUCGGUGAAGAUUAAGAAGCCCAUCCAAACCAAGUUCCGUAUGCCAGUGUUUAACUGGGUGGCUCUGAAACCCAGUCAGAUCAACGGAACUGUCUUCAACGACAUCGACGACGAGAAGAUCCUUCAGGAGUUAAAUGUGGAGGAGUUUGAGGAGAUGUUUAAGACCAAGGCCCAGGGACCUGCACUGGAUGUGACUCUGAGUCGACACAAGGCACCCCAGAAGGGCCCCAACAGGGUGUCCCUUCUGGAGUCAAACAGGGCCAAGAACCUGGCCAUCACCCUCCGCAAGGCUGGCCAGGGGCCCGAGCACAUCUGUAGGGCCAUCCAGACGUUUGACAUGCGCACGGUGCGCGUGGACUUCGUGGAGUGCCUAAUGCGUUUCAUCCCCACCGAGGGCGAGGUGAAGAUGCUGCGACAGUAUGAGAGAGACAGAAAGCCUGUGGAGGCGCUGAGCGACGAGGACCGCUUCAUGUUGCAGUUCAGCCGGAUUGAGAGACUGACUCAGCGUAUGUCCAUCAUCACCUUCAUGGGCAACUUCCAGGACAACAUACAGAUGCUCACGCCGCAACUCCAUGCCAUCAUCGCUGCUUCUGUGUCCAUCAAGUCUUCGCAGAAACUCAAGAAGAUUCUAGAGAUUAUCCUGGCUCUUGGUAAUUACAUGAACAGCAGUAAAAGGGGAGCCGUGUAUGGAUUCAAGCUGCAGAGUUUAGACCUGCUGUUGGAGACUAAAACCACGGACAGAAAGCUGACCCUGUUGCACUACAUAGCCAACGUUGUCAGAGAAAAAUACCCAGGCGUCGCUCUGUUCUACAAUGAGCUGCACUAUGUAGAGAAAGCUGCUGCCGUGUCCCUGGAGAAUGUGGUGGCUGACGUGAAGGAGUGUCAGCGCGGCAUGGAGCUGACGUGGCGGGAGUACAGCAUGCAUGGCCACAACCCGCUCCUGAAAGACUUCAUCAGCAAACAUGAGACCCGACUGCAGAAGUUACAGGAGGACGCGCGCAUCGCACAGGAUGCGUUUGAGGAUGGGGUGAAGCACUUCGGGGAGAGCUCUAAGACCAUGCCUCCCUCUGUCUUCUUUCCCGUGUUUGUUCGAUUCAUCAAAGCCUACAGGCUGGCGGAGGAGGAGAAUGAGCAGAGGAGGAGGCAGGAGCAAGCGCUGAUGGAGAAGCUAGAGCUGGAGGAGCAACAACAGGAGCAGGAGGAGCCUAAGUCCCCAUCCAAUCGCCCAAAGCAGCGGCAGCAGGAGUCCCUGAUCACAGAGUUGAGAAGGCGACAGGGUGGCAAAGACAGCAGACAUGUCUACGAGGGAAAGGAUGGUGCUAUAGAGGACAUCAUUACAGUGCUGAAGACUGUCCCCUUCACUGCCAGGACUGCCAAACGCAGCUCUCGCUUCUUCUGUGAUCCCACCCACACUGAAUAAUUCUACUUCCCUCUCAGAGAGAGACACAGAGGGUGGAGAGAGAGAGAUAAAUGGACAGGGUAGAGGAGAGAAAGGGGGAGGGUGGGCUGGUUUGAAGAGAUGAAAGGUGAAGUAAAAAAAGGUCAUUCAAAUUUGAGAGAGGAGAGAAACUUUGUGUCGAGAGACAAAGAGACUGCUAGAGAGAGAAAGACACAGAGAGGGACAGACUGUUAAAGAAAGACAGAAAAAGGAGAGAGAAUUUUUUUUCUGGAGUAGUGAUUCUAUCUUAGAAGCUGAAAACUGAAUUGUGAUCUGUGAAUCAGAAAGGACAUCAAGAUGUCCCGUGACCUCAUCUGCCUGGUCUGACAUCACUGACUCUGCAUCCCCAUCCCUCACGUACACAUGUUAUGAAGCUUCAUAGCUGUUUAUUACUGUUUAUAAUCCUUCUAUAAUCACAGACUGUAACCCCAGAAUUGACCUGCAGCCCAUCAUGCACUUUGACCUUCUAUCCUUUAAACUCGCUUUUGGAGGUGCUCGGGUUAGAUGGAGUUACUCCGUAAGCUAUGACAGUGACAGAAUAGUCUGGACGUUUAGUAGCAAAAUAGCAUUGCCCGUAUAUCAGUUAAUCACAGAAAUGACAAGCAAAAACAGAACAGCAAAAAUAAACAGCUGUUUUUUUGUCCAAAUAGUAUUUGUGAUGUACAGUAGGUGUCCAAAGCUGUGUGAUGAUGUCAGCAAACUAUGUUUGCUGUCAUAGCUUAUUGAGGAGGGAGGAGUGUAAGCAGUUAUCGUUAAACAUUCCAACCGAUUCUAAUUGAUAAUAAUAUCUCUAAGGGCUGUUAACCCAAUCCCUGGGAAUAUAAAAUAGCUCCUAGAGAGGUUGUUAUAUUCCCAGUCCAUUCCUAUCCACUUGGAAAGUUCCCGAAUGGAACACGGAUGAUAGUUUUGGAAACCUUCAUGGGCUCUUCCAUGGUCCCGCUGUCUGCUGCUGUGUGACAGUGAAACUUGUACAGCGCUCGCUACCUUCACUAGAUUGACAGUAUUACUGCUACUACUUAGUACCGUCGCCCUCCAGCUGGGUCUUCCCGCAGCUCAGGUCCUCCAGUUCCUCAAUCCCACUGGUUAUCCUUACUCCUUGGCACUUAAUUGUUUUUAAUAAUACUGACUGUGAUUGGCGGCAGAGUGCCCACACACCUGGUUUCUCCGAAUAGAAAUCAGUCUCAGAUUGAAAGAGAGGUAUGGAAACCCGUCUACAGUGUGGCCCUCGAGGACAGGAGCUGUUAACCCGUAUUACCCUAAAAUAAACGUACCUGUCUUAUCCUUGCCUGACCAUCCAACCAUUGGGCUGAGUGCCAGGCUGUUUCUGCAUAACUUGGGAAUGUGAGUUAAAGGAGUGUUCUUGUAGUGUUCUUGAGUGCAGAAACAAUUUGACACCUAGGCUACUACGCCACCCAUGAUCUUUCCUGACUCAUGGGACCAACUUUUGGCGAAACUUUAAAGAAAAAUCGCUCCAUUUCAUAAGAAACUCAUUAAAACAAUUUACUGAAAAAACAGCACAAGACUUUUCUACAUGUAUAUAUUUUUUCUAGGGUAUCCCGCUCGUUGCUUUUACCCCCACCCUCACCUCUGCUGUUUGUGUCAGUGUUGAUGUUCAUUCUGCACAUGUUGUGUAAAUAAAAUGUAUCCAGUC
Molecule: messenger RNA, 6248 nt
Organism: Esox lucius (northern pike)
Lineage: Eukaryota; Metazoa; Chordata; Actinopteri; Esociformes; Esocidae
Gene: fmnl2b
Product: formin-like 2b
Biological process (GO): cortical actin cytoskeleton organization; regulation of cell shape; cell migration
Cellular component (GO): cytosol
Molecular function (GO): small GTPase binding; actin filament binding
Source: RefSeq, a predicted model, not a curated record